AUGACAUUGGCCAACCAGUCUCACUUAGUGCUGCUUCCAAGCCUCCAAGCCUCGUAUUGCAAACGCUCAUCUUCUGCCACAACGACAAGGCAAACGGCGAUCCAAAAGCGCCCCAUGAAUCCCUCCACCAUGGACUCGGAAAAAAUCAACUCCACCCCGGUGCCCGCCUACGAUCAACACCCCAGCCCAGCAGCCCACCAGCCACAGGCCGCGCCUAUCGUCCCAGUCUCCCAGGACGCACACAUGCAGUCCCCGGCAACCCUCCCCAAAGACUACCCCCAGGCGCAGCCACUCCCGCAGCCCCCCGCGCCGGGAUACUACGCCACCGCGCCGGGAGUGGGCCAUCCAAGCGGGUACAACAGCGCGACACCGCUGCAUGCGCUGCAGCGGGGGCCGACGCCCGUGGAUUGUCCUGUCUGCGGACAGCGGGAGAUGACACGCGUGGAGGCGCAUGCGGGGAAUACCACGCAUGGAUGGGCGGCGGUGCUGUGCUGCUGCUUCUGUCUCGGGUGUAUCCCCUAUCUGAUGUCGUCGCUGAAGGAUGUCAACCACUACUGUGGGAAGUGUGGAGCGCUGUUGGCGACGUGGCAUAACAGUGGACGGGUGGAUGUGCAUCAUGCGGUUAGGACUUGA
Aspergillus fumigatus Af293 is the source of this 633-nucleotide messenger RNA. Its product is annotated as LITAF-like zinc ribbon domain-containing protein. The record is from RefSeq and is a predicted model, not a curated record. Gene Ontology annotation, molecular function: zinc ion binding. The transcript is spliced from 4 exons. Bases 1 to 633 code for a protein of 210 amino acids. NCBI's taxonomy places the organism in Eukaryota, Fungi, Ascomycota, Eurotiomycetes, Eurotiales, Aspergillaceae.